Molecule: messenger RNA, 1128 nt
Organism: Peronospora farinosa
Lineage: Eukaryota; Oomycota; Peronosporomycetes; Peronosporales; Peronosporaceae
Source: the annotation of a GenBank genome assembly
AUGGAGCAGCCUCGACAUCAGACGCAUCAGCGCUGGAUCUGCGGGGGCUUUGCAGUGCUUGUGUGCGUCAUGAUGCUCUGGGGAUCCACGCACACCAUUCCUCAGCGUGGUGUCGUGGUGAUCAACACGUGGCCGUUUGUGAACGCAACCCGCGCAGGUUUCCAGGCUCUGCAGAAAUCGAGCAGCCGCUCGCAUGCAUUGGACGCCAUCACACGUGGCUGUAAUCGCUGCGAAGUGGACCAAUGCGACUUUACAGUUGGCUACGGAGGUAGCCCAGACUCUAGCGGGGAGACGACUUUGGACGCCAUGAUCUUGGAUGGGUCCACGAUGGAAAUGGGCGCAGUGGCGCAGUUGCGACGUGUGAAACCUGCAAUCAAAGUAGCACGCGCAGUUAUGGAGCACUCGUCUCACAGCAUUUUGGCUGGAGACGGUGCGCUGGCGUUUGCCAAGAUGAUGGGGUUCGAGGAGACGCCGCUAGACACGCCGCACUCGCGCGAGAUUUACGAAAACUGGCUUGAUAACAAGUGCCAGCCCAACUAUUUCCGCAACGUUGUAGGGAAAAACAAUUCGUGUCCACCGUAUAAGCCAUUGACGUCGCAACGUAAAGUGUAUACGGGACUACAAGGCCAAUCGUUGCUGCGUUCGACUAGCAGACAGAACAAUGCUGCUGUAGAAAGGUUGAUCACGACAGGGAACCAUGACACCAUUGGGAUGGUGGUUUUAGCAGAGAAUGGACACAUGGCAGCUGGAACUAGCUCCAACGGAGCAAUGCAUAAAAUUGCAGGACGUGUUGGUGAUGCUGCAGUGGCAGGUGCUGGAGCUUAUGUGGACUCAUCCAUUGGCGGAGCUGCUGCGACUGGAGACGGUGAUGUGAUGAUGCGCUUUUUGCCCUCAUUUUUUGCUGUUCAAGAAAUGAAGAGAGGUGUCCAUCCGCGGAAAGCAUGUGAACACGCCCUUCACCGAAUUGCGGCAGUUUACCCCUACUUUCUGGGAGGUAUGGUUUGCUUGAAUCGGCUUGGGGAAUAUGGUGGAGCUGGCUACGGGUGGGAGUUUGAGUAUUCUGUGCAGGCAAGCUGGAUGUUGGAGCCAGAGGUGAUACAUGUAUCGCCGCUCUCACGCCCGUCAUGA